GGGAUUAAAUCAAUCAUGUGGGUGAAAUUUAUGAUCAACAUCUUGUUACUGAGUGUUCUUUUUAAAUCUGGCACUUUACAGGAUGGUUGUCGUGAUAUAAUUCUCUUCAUGAAUUCACCAAAAACCCUGCAGGGUCUGAGUGGAUCUUGUUUACACAUCCCGUGUAGCUUCAGUGCUAAGAGAAGUAACUCAGUUGAGUUUGAUGGUAAAAGAAAAGUUGUUGGAGUGUGGAUCAAGGACAACCAAUGGGAAAUAGAAAAUACAGUUUACAACAGCAGUAAAUCAGUUAACAUCUAUCCAAUGAAUAUAACUGGAGACCUGAGUCAGAAAAACUGCACCACUUUGUUUUCUAACCUCACCCAGAGUUAUACAAACAGUUACUACUUCAGAGUUGAGAAUGAUCCAUUAAAAGCAACAGCUGGUUGUGAUUCUCUUCAAAUUAAUGUGAGAGAUACUGCUUGGAGUCCCAGCAUCAACAUCUCAGGUGAUGUGAAGGAUCUGAAGGAGAAGGAGUCUGUCUCUAUCAGCUGCUCAGCUUGGACUCCCUGUCCACUCUCACCUCCUGAACUCACCUGGAGUCUCCAACAAGACUCUCAGAGACAAACAGAGACAAACCCAGAUGGAACCUUUACAAGUAAAAUCCAGGAGAACACGACUCUGUCAGACACACAUGAUGUCACAUGUUCUGUCAGAUAUCCUGUGGAUGGAGGGAAACGUAACAAGACAGCAGAAACUAAUCUGACUCUCAGUGUUUCCUAUGCUCCUAAAAACACCUCAGCAUCCAUCAGUCCAUCAGGUUUGGUGUCAGCAGGUAGCUGGGUGGAGCUGAGCUGCUCCAGCAGAGCCAAGCCUCCUGUCAGAACCUUCACCUGGUUCAGGAACACCACAGGUGGAUUUACUAAUGUUUCUGAGGUACAGGUUUACAGAUUCAACGCCACUGAGAGAGGAGAGUUUUACUGUGUGGCUACAAAUAAUCUGGGUAACCAGACAUCACCUGUGAUCCGUGUCAUUGUUAAAGGUCCACCGAAUAAAUCACAUACAUCUCUACCCUUGCCACUGAUUAUUGGAGGAAUAAGUGCAAUAAUUUUGCUGAUUGUGCUUAUUUUAACUAUCAUGUGUUUGAGACGAGCAAAGAACAGAAAUCCWUCUGUGCAACAGCCACAGGAUCAAACCAGCAAAGAAGAASGAGUUCAGAGGUCCGCAGAAGAAAAAGAAGAGGAAGAAAUCCAUUACGGAGAAUUUAAAUUCUCUAAUCAAGCGUCUAACUCGCGYUCCAGCACCACACCUGAACAGGAUACCRUCUACGCCCAAGUUAAYGUGUCUGCAAAGCCCUCACUGAAGACCGCUGCCGGUCCUGAAGAUCUCUACGCACAAGUUAACGUGUCUGCAAAGCCCUCAACGAAGACUGUUGCAGGUCCUGAAGAUCUCUACGCAGAAGUCAAGAAGAAAUGAGUUCUGUUGUUUGGAUACAAUUUGUU
This is a messenger RNA of Austrofundulus limnaeus, 1478 nucleotides long. Its product is annotated as sialic acid-binding Ig-like lectin 7. The record is from RefSeq and is a predicted model, not a curated record. Lineage: Eukaryota; Metazoa; Chordata; Actinopteri; Cyprinodontiformes; Rivulidae.